This is a messenger RNA of Drosophila kikkawai, 1506 nucleotides long. Its product is annotated as arrestin domain-containing protein 3. Gene Ontology annotation, biological process: protein transport. NCBI's taxonomy places the organism in Eukaryota, Metazoa, Arthropoda, Insecta, Diptera, Drosophilidae. Gene Ontology annotation, cellular component: cytoplasm. The record is from RefSeq and is a predicted model, not a curated record.
AUGCCCACAACUUGUGUUUUUCAGCUGGAUCGCCUGAAUCCUGGCUACAACAGCGGCGAGUACAUCAGUGGUCGCAUUUUGCUGCGCACGGACAAGGUGAAGCGCGUCAAUGCCGUCUAUGUGACCCUGGAGGGCGAGGCCAAGGUUCAGUGGUCGAUGAGCGGCAAGAGCGAGACGGCCAAUUAUUCGGGCCAUCAGCAAUAUUUACAUUCCCGCACCAAUGUGUUCGAUAACUCCCUCUUCCGAGCUGGCGUCCACGUCUACGUGCUCACCCUGCGAAUUCCCCCGGACUGUCCCAGCACCUGCAAGGGUCCGUACGGCUAUAUAGCGUACCACCUGUCCCUGACCAUCGACAAGCCCUGGGGCUUCGACGAGGUCUUCAAGAAGCCCAUUAACGUGGUGCAGACGCUGGACCUCAACUACAACCCAGAGUUUACGCUUCCCGUUAAGGAUGAAAACAUCAAGUAUCUCUGUCAUUGGCCCUGCAUUUCGGGCCCCAUCAGUUCCACCCUGGCCCUGCCCGCCUCUGGAUUCACUCCGUUGCAGGAGGUGCCCUUCCGCUUGGAGGUGGACAACCAGUCGCCGCACUACGACAUUAAUGCUGUGGAGGUGUCCAUUAAACAGCACUUUGUCUUCCUGUCGCGGAAUCCCGUCAAGCGGAAUUUCUAUACCAAGACACUGGUCAAGGAGCUGAUUGCGGAUCGUACCCUGCGUCUGUCCAAGCGGCAGUACGAGUCCAGCAUCUGUGUGCCCAUGGACACGCCACGAUCCACGCUUAAUCCCAACUACAUUGUGUUUAUUCACUACACGCUCCAGGUGAAGUUGAAGACAGGUUGCUUCCACUAUGACACGGACCUCUCGGUGCCCAUUAUUGUGGGCACCACCUCUCUGCAGCAUCUCCGCAACUCGGUGCACACCCAUCAACCGGCGCGGCGAACGACCACGCCGGAGAGGCAGCGAUUAAUCGAGCGGGUUACUCCGCGACCGCCAACGGUGGAGGAGGAAACAGCUGCAGAGGCGGCUGCCACGACAACCGAUGAACCGCACCAGGCCCUCGAUGAUGAUGAGCCGCCGAGCUACGAUAGUUGCCUUCCACCCUCCUUCAGUUUUGCCACAUUGGCUGGCAGUCAGCAGACCCUGGGCAGUAACCACGCGGUGGUCCUGCAGCGCAUUCACUUACCAAAGUUUCCGGGCUUCAGCACCCUCAUUGGGACAGCUCCGGCUCACGGAAUGGAGGACUCUGGCCUGGAUAUGCAUAUGUAUAGAUCGUACGGUUCCCUGGACACUGACCACACGGGCCGGAGUCUGGAUACCUUUGGAUCGCUCUGCGGCCCCCUCUCCGAGCACGUUGAGGAGCAGGAACAUGAGGUUGAGGCUGAGACAGAGGCUGAGGCUGAGGAAGAGGCAGAGACGCUGGAUGUGACUGCCCAAGUGCAUCAGGUGGCAGCCGCAAGGGCUCAAGUGGCAGAGGCCGAGGAGGACCUGCUGGACGAACAUCUGUUCUAG